UAUUAGUCAUGUUUGCAAAAUUUCACGGUGUCUGUUUUACAAGUUUAUUCGUAAGAAUCUAAGAAAAAGUGAUGGCCGACCGUGUGGGUAUCGGGAAGACGUUGUGCAUGGUGCACGGUAACGUGAAGCAUACCAGUAUGGAGGGAACAAGCAAAUUCAAGACCGGUAACCUAGAGCUUGCUGUAUCAGAAUCUGGCCAGGUUGUGUGUAUUGUCAACUACGCCAUUGGACCCUCUAAAAAGUUUGUGUUGACCAAUCAGAUCAAGGGUAUCAUAACCAAUCAGCAGCGCUGUGUCAUUAACCUUAAGAAUGGCACCAACAUCAACUAUCGCAAUAACAACAAGGAGAUAGUUGACGACUUUAUCCAAAUCCUUGAAGAAUUGAAGCUGAACAAAAAAGAGUCGAGGCAUUCUACGACAACAGUGAUGGGAAUUCAUUCUACUCCAAACGGGCAGGCGUUCUCGCCGGUUAAACAGAGUCCAGGAAAUUCACAAAAAACCAGACAGAGGACCAAACUUGGCCCUGUUACGCCAAGAAGUUCACUAAAGUUCACACCAAAGAAGAGUCCCAUGUCAACACCUGCAAGGACUUCCCCCAACCCGAUGACGACGCCCAGUCAUCUUCGCUCCAUCAUCGGGUGUUCUGCUGCUGCCGAGGACGCAAUCUUCAAUAUCAAGGAUGAGGAUGACAGCGAUGGGGGCAAGGUGGAGCACUCGCCACUGCUCUUUACUGACAUGCCCUAUGGUGGUAAGGAAAAUGUUGGACAUCAGAAUUAUAGGAUUCCAAAGUACAGUGAACGGCAAAAGAGCGCCUUCCAGAUGCGCAAGGAGGAAGGGGGGUCGGUCUUCAUGGCCUCAUUCCAAGAGAAACAACUGCUACUUGAGGAGAGGAAAGAAAACACUGCCCCCAAGCCAGUUUCCAAUGCAUCAGCUUUCUACAGUAGAGGGCGCCAGAUUGCUGGUUACUCUGCCACGGAUGCAUUGCUACAAUCAAGGCAAACCAACUCUAACGUCACGGUAAAGCGUACCCCUGGAUUCCUGAGCAUCUCUAACUCAAAGAGGUUGUACCCGAUCACAAGCUACCCCGGCUGGAGGCAGAAGAGCAUCCCCACAGCAGUCAAGACGUCUCAGAUCAGUCUACAAGGAUUCUCAAAUCUUGGUAAUACGUGUUACAUGAACGCCAUUCUCCAGUCGCUAUUCUGUCUGGAAUGCUUCACUGCAGACAUGCAGAAUCAAGACAUCAUUCCACUCAUGCAGAAAUCAAGUCUCUACUGGGCCUUAGCUCAAUUGCUAUGCGCCAAGCAGAGCAAUCACUCAGCGGAGAGCAUUGGGGUGUAUCUACGUAAAGUGAAGCAAGCUAUCUCCACAACGGCAGCUCGAUUCUCUGGAUUUAUGCAACACGAUGCGCAAGAGUUCCUCUGUCAGUGCCUGGAUCAACUCAAAGACGACACCGAAAGGGCCAACAAGAGGGCGCUAAACUCCCCCUUGGACGAGACCCCAGGGACGGAUGAUGAUAAAAUGAAACUGAGGUCUCGCUAUCCGCACGACUGCCCGAUUGUCAAGAACUUUGAAUUUGAAGUCAUGCACUCUAUCACCUGCAAGCAGUGCGGGGAGGUCGUGACCAAGGCGGAACAAUUCUACGAUCUCUCGCUGGACAUGCCCAGAAGGAGUCAUUCUAACCCGAUCGGGUCGAUCCAGACGGCGCUGGAGCAGUUCUUCAGAGAGGAGGGUAUAGAGUAUGCCUGCGGAGAAUGUGACUGCAAGCAGGCUAUAGUCACGCAUAAGUUCACUAAGCUACCAAGGGUAAUUAUCAUUCAUCUUAAGCGCUACAAAUUUGACGCUGACGCCUUCCAGUACUCCAAGCUCCGUCGUCGCAUCCUCAUACCCAGGUACUUGUCCGUCCACUACCACUGCACCAAGGAAACCCAGAGUCCAACCUCUCUCCCAAAGUCAUUAGUCAACGGGACGUCAUCUCCAAGGCCACAACAACUCAAUGCCGAGAGAACUCAAAGGUUGUCCCUCACAGCCCCGUCGACGAGGGAAUCUAAUUGGUCUGCAAGGAGCGAGUCGUUUAAGCCCUCGCGCUUCAGUUUUACGCCCACUGCGCCCUCAAGGAAGAGGCUGAACUAUGACGACAACAGUAAACAACCAAGGCAAACCAUUCUCCUGGAAAGUAACACAGACUCAGACGGUGACGAGACCAAAAAAGUCUUAGAGAUGAGUAAAAAAGAGUCGGAGAGAAAAAAGCGAGAAGCAGAUGAGAGGUUGCGGCUUGAGGAAGAAGAAUUGAAAAAGGUCCUUGAAGAAAGCAAGCAAGAAAUAGUUCACAGCAAGCCCAUUGCUGAGAUGUCCGAAGAGCAGCAACUGGAAUAUGCACUUGCCUUAAGUUCCAGAGACCUAGGAAGUCUCAACCAUCAAAAUGGGUUUGUCUCUCCCGAGGAUGACACAUCCAAGAUGACCGAAGACGUUUCGCACAAAAAGAGCAAUAAUGCCAAGGAUUUUGUUGAGAUUUCGGAGGAGUAUGAAGUUGUCUUGCCGAGUCUUAAAAGACGGGGGUCCGAGCAGGACAUCCUGCUUCAGGAACAUGGUGGCGGUGAUGGCGUUCACGUCGACUCACUGCAUAAUGCCUCAUGCUACAAACGGAGGAAAUCGGACAGCCAACCGUCCAAUCACAGCAGUCCAUCUGAGCACCCCCUGUCGGCGGGAGACAGUGGGAUCUGUUUCCAAGAGGAAGAGCUGAAAAUCGAAAGCAAUCGGACCCCGUCAUCCCGUGGACCUUUCCACGGGCUUAAGAAAACCAUCGUUAACUUGUUCUCGCCGAUCAAACAGAGUACAGAUGACAUUGCUGUGAAUCUUGACAGUAAUCAAACGGACACCCCUAAAUUCAGAGUGAACUCGAGUUUGGUUGAUUCCAAUUCAGCUGAUAUUAGUAGAGACGAGGAUGACAACACAUUGCAGAUAGGGGAGAGUGAUGGGCAGAGACCAAGCUAUGAAGAGCUUAAGGCCAAGGAGGAGGAGGAACUAAGGAAAGCUACUGAGCUUAGUUUACAAGAUGCUCAAGAAAUGGCAAAAGAAGAAGAAGAUGCACUGAAGCGGGCAAAGGAGAUCAGUUUACAAGAGUUUUCUGAGAGUUUUAGCAGUCAUGAGGACAAUGACCACGAACCUAUGGAGAUUGAUGAUGAUUCUGAUGAAACAUUGUCGACGGAACUCACUGAAAAUGCCGAGAAAGGUCAUCUGCCAUCUUCAUAUCGUCUGGUGAGUGUGGUUAGUCACAUGGGUAGCACCUCCUCCAUCGGUCACUAUAUCAGCGACGUUUACAACAGGACGAAAAACGGCUGGCUGAGUUACGAUGACUCGCAAGUCGUCCGAACAAGCGAGGCGGCAGUACGUGAGGAACGCGAAAGAUCUGGGUAUAUCUUCUUCUACAUUGCGAAGUCGUAGCCGUUUUUUCAUAAUUCACAGGGAUAACAUUUUAUUUAUUGCCAAAAACCGUCUGGAGCCGUCAAAGUGAGUCGUAGCAGAGCUGCCAACCCUUCCUGGUUCUGCAGAAAGUUUCAUGAAAAUAUUCCAUGUUCUGAUGAACAAAUUUGAAAAUCUCCAUGAUUCUGGAAACUGUUUUCCCGGUUAUGUUCAAUGUAGUUCUAAAUAUCUCUCUGAUUGGUGGACAAAAUCUCCCUAAUUACAAGAUGCAAAUGUUGCCAGGUCUGCUUUAGUUUUAAGACUGCAGUGCCUUAUUUUUAUUCGAGUUGCUGAAGAACAGAGUUGGUAAGCACAUGUUGUUUUGAUUAGCAGAAACAUGUUUUAGCAACCAAAAGGCAUUGUAAUGUCAAUCUUGGUACUAUAAAUGAUGCCUAAAUAAGUUUAGCAACACCUACUUUUUAAAAGCGUCUCUCGACUGAGCUGUCUAGGACUUUGAUUCUGAGUCCUGGGGCGGAUUGCAAUAAAACGGUCUUAGUCAGCAGUCUAAGACCAGUCAGUUAUAGCAGGCUAUCUGCCUUAGACGGU
Asterias rubens (European starfish) is the source of this 4004-nucleotide messenger RNA. RefSeq names its product ubiquitin carboxyl-terminal hydrolase 37-like. The coding region runs from base 72 to 3440 and encodes 1122 amino acids. The record is from RefSeq and is a predicted model, not a curated record. Gene Ontology annotation, molecular function: cysteine-type endopeptidase activity; cysteine-type deubiquitinase activity. Gene Ontology annotation, biological process: G1/S transition of mitotic cell cycle; protein deubiquitination. NCBI's taxonomy places the organism in Eukaryota, Metazoa, Echinodermata, Asteroidea, Forcipulatida, Asteriidae. The transcript is spliced from 18 exons. Gene Ontology annotation, cellular component: nucleus; cytosol.